Molecule: messenger RNA, 1569 nt
Organism: Ascoidea rubescens DSM 1968
Lineage: Eukaryota; Fungi; Ascomycota; Saccharomycetes; Ascoideales; Ascoideaceae
Gene: GYP1
Product: GTPase-activating protein GYP1
Exons: 2
Coding region: 230-1429 (399 amino acids)
Biological process (GO): activation of GTPase activity
Cellular component (GO): Golgi apparatus
Molecular function (GO): GTPase activator activity
Source: RefSeq, a predicted model, not a curated record
GAGAAUAACAGACAAAUUUUCACAGCGGAAAAAGAAAACAAAACUCAUCCAGCAAAUCCCUCUCUUUCCUCUCUUUCUUCACCAACUCAGCUCUUUCUCCAGCUCUUUCUCCAGUGUUUCUCUCAAAAUGCCCUCAAAGAAGCCCACUCCAGCUCGUUCUCCAGUACGUAUCUUCUCCUGCUCCUCCUCUUCCUCCAGCUCCUACUAACACCUCGCUGGUCUCCAGGAAAUGUCCCAAAUCUAUCUAAACCUCAACUCACUCCAGUUUGGCAUAAAAUCAAACUACAAAUCCAUUAUAAUAGACCCAAGAUCAAAUCUAUACAAUCUAACCUACCCACUCUCUCUAAUCAACAACUCAAAACUAAUAAUAAACAAAACCUUCAAUCUAAACUCAAUUGCUCAAAAUGAACAGAUCAACGCUUCUUUAUCGAGAUUCAAUAAAUUCAAAAAAAUCCUACUUACUUCAAACUCCAUUAUCGACUUGAAUAACCUAAAAAAGCUAUCUUGGAAUGGCAUCCCCAUGGAAUUCAGAUCAAUAUCAUGGCAGCUACUACUAAACUACUUGCCAUCCAACAACGAUAGACGUGCUUCCACUCUAAAAAGAAAAAGAAAAGAGUAUCUAGAUAGUAUCAACCAACUAUUCAAUAAUAGUAACGAUGGCCCAAUAAAAGACCAAACAACAUGGCACCAAAUAUCCAUCGACGUUCCAAGAACCAACCCACAUCUCAAACUAUACUCAUAUCCAAUUAUCCAAAAAUCUUUAGAAAGAAUACUAUACCUAUGGGCUGUUAGACAUCCUGCCAGUGGUUAUGUUCAGGGCAUAAACGAUCUAUCAACUCCCUUUUUCCAAGUUUUUUUAUCAAAUUACCUCAACUUGGACAACAAUAAAAACUCGCUCGACAAUUUUGAUCCAUCCAACGUAAAUCAAGAUAUAUUAAAUGCUGUUGAAGCCGAUACAUUCUGGUGUCUAACGAAACUACUAGAUUCUAUUCAAGAUAACUACAUCCACGCCCAGCCUGGAAUAAUUCGCCAGGUCAAUGAGCUAAAGGAUCUAAUUUAUAGAAUAGAUAUUGAGUUGGCCAAUCACUUGGAAAAAGAAGGUAUAGAAUUCCUACAGUUUUCAUUCAGAUGGAUGAAUUGCUUGUUAAUGAGAGAAUUGUCAAUAGACAACAUCAUUAGAAUGUGGGACACUUAUUUAACCGAAGGCAUAAAUGGCUUUAGCGAAUUUCAUAUAUACGUUUGUGCUGCAUUUUUGGUUAAAUGGAGUGACGAAUUGAAGCAGAUGGAAUUUCAAGAUAUAAUGAUUUUUUUGCAAAAUCCCCCAACAACCAACUGGACAGAAGAAGAUGUUGGAGUGUUGUUGAGUGAAGCAUAUGUUUGGCAAAGUUUGUAUAAAAAUGCAUCAGCACAUUUAAAAAGUCAUUCAUAGAUAUAUGUUUUCAUAUAAUUUUAUUUCUCUACUUUAUUUAAUUACUUAUCUAAUUCUUUACUUAUUUACUUGAUUUUUUGGUUCUUCUUUGUCUUUUGUCUUUUGAUUUUGAUUUUGAUUUUGAUUUUGAUUUUGAUUUU